Messenger RNA from Cucurbita maxima (winter squash), 745 nucleotides. Its product is annotated as protein EXORDIUM-like 1. The transcript is spliced from 2 exons. Lineage: Eukaryota; Viridiplantae; Streptophyta; Magnoliopsida; Cucurbitales; Cucurbitaceae. The record is from RefSeq and is a predicted model, not a curated record. Bases 8 to 640 code for a protein of 210 amino acids.
GAGGCUCAUGAUUCCAAAUUCCUGGGCUCCAUGGAGAAAGAGUGGACACAGUCGAAAGGGCAACGAUCCCCAGUACUCUCUUGGAAAAAUUAUGACCAAGGAUUUCAUCAAGAUUCACGUGCAGAAAGCUGUGGGUGAGUUCCCUGGUGCGGUCACCGUUAUUGUUGCGGCUAGGGACGUGACCGUGGACGGGCUGUGCAUGGGGAAGUGUGCAGAGCAUGGAGUUAUUGACGGGUCGCCGUACGUGAUCAUUGGGAACCCUAUGACCGAGUGCCCAGGAGCAUGUGCAUGGCCUUUCUACAAGGCUGACUACGGCCCAGGCGGCGCUGUUCUGAAGCCACCCAGCGGGGACAUCGCGACCGACGCCAUGGUGAUAUCACUGGCCUCGGGGAUGGCCUCGGUGGUAACCAACCCCUUCAGCACUGGGUUCUUCCAGCUGGGGCAGAAGGCGAGCGUGAUUGAAGCCUCCACCGCGUGCCCUGGGAUGUUCGGCAGUGGAGCCGCCCCUGGGUACACUGGGAAGGUGUUAGUUGACCCCCUGAACGGAGGCGCUUACAAUGUGGUUGGGUUAAGGGGCAAGAAGUUCCUUCUUCCUGCUCUUUGGAACCCCAAGACGGCGUCGUGCUGGACAGUCAUGUGAACCCCCUCAUUCACUCCCUCCAUCCAUCCCCCACACAUUAAAUUCCCAUUCUUUUUUCCGUCCUCUUAACAAAUCCUCAAAUAAAAACUAUUCAUUUCUUUGUUU